GACAACAAAAAUUGCGAUGCGAUGAGUAAAUAAAAGAAGUGGGGUUAUGUAUUACGUGACAUUGGAAUUAGUAAUAGUGAUUAAACCACAACUUGUGAUGAUAUGAGAAAAAGUCGUCUGUUUUAAAGUCGUAAACAUGUCUCAGUUUCCACAAUUAAAAAAUGACCGAAUUCUAAAAGUGGCGAGGGGCGAAGUCCCAGAUAAGCUCCCGGUAUGGAUUAUGAGACAAGCCGGGCGUUAUUUACCAGAAUUUAUGAGUCUUCGCCAGAACCAUUCAUUUUUUGAAAUGUGCCAAAACCCAGAACUUGCAUGUGAAGUAACUUUAAUGCCCAUCAAGCGCUACAAUUUAGAUGCAGCGAUUAUCUUUAGCGACAUAUUAGUUAUACCACAAGCUUUGGGAAUGGUCGUUGAAAUGAAACCAGGAGUUGGACCGGUCUUGCCAGAACCUCUAACUUUUGAAAAUAUCUCAAAAUUGGAACCAAAGGGUGUUAUUGAAAGAUUAAAAUAUGUAGGAGAGGCAAUUACCUUAACACGCCAUAAACUAGAAGGAAAAGUUCCAUUGUUUGGUUUUACAGGCGCUCCAUGGACACUCCUGGGUUACAUGGUUGAAGGAGGGGGCUCUAGAACUUUGAGUAAAGCAAAAAAGUGGCUUUAUGCUUACCCAGAGGUCUGCCAUAGAUUAAUGUAUCUGCUAACACGAAUAAUAGUUGAUUACCUUGUUAUGCAAGUAGAAGCAGGGGCCCAAAUUUUGCAAGUUUUUGACAGCAGUGCAGAGGUUCUUAAUAAAGAACUUUACACCAAGUUCUGUCUACCAUAUAUCAAAGACAUUAGAGAUUGUGUGCUUGUAAAACUUGAACAGAAGAAUUUGGAAAAAGUGCCUAUGGUUUUGUUUGCAAAAGGUGCCCAUUAUUGUCUUCCAGAGCAAGCUGAUCUGGGUUAUGAAGUUCUUGGAAUUGAUUGGACAGUGGACCCCAAAGUUGUUAGAGAAUUACUAAAAGGUAAAAACGUCACAGUUCAGGGGAAUCUGGAUCCCUGCGCUCUCUAUGCUUCUGAAGAUAAUCUGAUAAAAUUCACUAAAAAAAUGAUUGAUGACUUUGGGACCCAAAGAUAUAUUGUUAAUUUGGGACAUGGGAUAUACCCAGAUGUCUGUCCUGACAAGGUUUACUCUUUCAUAGAAACUGUGCACAAUGUUAAAAUUUGACUUUAUAUUAAAGGGAAUCAGUUUUUGUAGAAAGAA
Messenger RNA from Zophobas morio, 1237 nucleotides. RefSeq names its product uroporphyrinogen decarboxylase. Gene Ontology annotation, biological process: heme biosynthetic process. The transcript is spliced from 5 exons. Gene Ontology annotation, molecular function: uroporphyrinogen decarboxylase activity. The record is from RefSeq and is a predicted model, not a curated record. Gene Ontology annotation, cellular component: cytosol. Lineage: Eukaryota; Metazoa; Arthropoda; Insecta; Coleoptera; Tenebrionidae. The coding region runs from base 137 to 1201 and encodes 354 amino acids.